GCUACGUUUUAAGUUGUAAUUACAUUUGUGUUCUACUCCCAAAUACCAACUGGAAAAUGAACAAGCAACGGCAGCUUUUACUCUCCAUUGGGGUGCUUUUCCACUUAUUCUAUAUGUGGUCGAUUUUUGACAUUUACUUUGUCUCCCCAUUGGUGCACGGAAUGGACCAGCAUGUUUCCAAUGAUGAGCCUCCCGCAAAACGAUUGGUUUUGAUUGUGGGUGAUGGGUUGAGAGCCGACAAGACGUUUCAGAAACUCCACCAUCCUAAAACCGGCGAGUACAAGUACAUGGCUCCGUAUUUACGAGAUAUUGUCCUCAAUAAAGGAAGAUGGGGCAUCUCCAACACCAGAAUGCCUACUGAGUCCCGACCAGGGCAUGUGGCGUUGAUCCUGGGAUUCUACGAAGAUGUUAGUGCUGUCACAAAAGGAUGGAAAGAAAACCCAGUGGAUUUCGACUCAUUUUUCAACCAAAGUACUCACACUUAUUCUUUUGGUUCCCCAGAUAUUCUUCCCAUCUUUUCGAUAGGAGAUGUGGUACCGGGAAGAAUUGACUGUCAUAUGUAUGGCCACGAGUUUGAAGACUUCACAUCCAACAGUAUCGAUUUGGACUCCUAUGUGUUCAAGCAUUUCAACGAGUUAUUGGAUAACCUGACCACAAACAGCACUUUGGACCAGGAAUUAAGAAAGGAUGGAAACGUGUUUUUCUUGCACUUGUUGGGCUUAGACACCGCUGGACACGCUUACAGACCAUACUCUGCUGAGUACUAUGACAAUUUGCAGUACGUGGAUGCUCAGUUGUCACAGUUGGUUCCCAAAAUCAACGAAUUUUUCAACGACGAUAAAACUGCUUUUGUGUUUACUGCUGACCACGGAAUGUCCGACUUUGGUUCUCACGGAGACGGUCAUCCGGACAACACCCGUACACCUUUGGUGACAUGGGGAGCUGGAGUUAAGAAACCGGAAAUAGCAUCUGCCGAUGAUUUGGUAGCCCAAGAUCCAGUCAAAAGUGGAUACGAACCUGAGUACUUUGAUACGUGGGAGUUUGAGCAUUUGGUGAGAAAUGAUGUGAAACAAGCCGAUAUCUCUCCGCUAAUGGCAUAUUUGAUCGGUACAAACUAUCCUAAGAACUCGGUUGGUGAGUUACCGUUGGAUCUACUUUCUGACCCUACUAUUCUUAAGAUUAAAGGGUUAUACAGGAACGCAUUAGGAUUGAUUGAGCAAUACCACGUCAAAGAGAGAGAGGUGUACAACCACCAGUUCAAAUUCAAGCCCUACAAAUACUUUGAAGAACAUAAGAUAGAAGAAUACAGAGCUGAGAUCGAGCAGUUGAUUUUGCAGUUAGAAAAUGAUGGUGAAGAUGAAACAAUAGAAUUGAAGGUAGUCGCUUUGUGUAAGGAAUUGAGUACUCAGGUGUUGAUAGGGUUGAACUACUUACAAACCUAUAACUGGGUGUUUUUGAGAACAAUGGUAUCUUUGGGAUUCUUGGGUUGGAUUGUGUUUUCGUUUAUCAUUUUUUUGAAACUAUUUAUUCUCAAGGAAAGUAUUCAGGAACAGGCCCAUGUGUCUUACAACAUAGUGUUUGGUCUUGUUUCAACUGGGAUUCUCUACAUGUUGUACUACCAACACUCGCCUUUCAAUUACUACAUGUACUCUACUUUCCCAUUGUAUUUCUGGUACAAUAUUUUGAUCAACAAGAGAAAUCUCGUUACGGGGUUGGAUGACCUUCUCAAGAACAUGAAUUUCUUCACCAAGAACUUGAUCCUUGUUUCCUUCAUUGGAAUGUAUGAAAGUAUCGUCUAUGGUUUCUUCAAUAGAAUCAUUUUCUCGGUUUUGUUCGUAUUGAUAGGAGCUUAUCCAUUCUUCUUCAAGAUUGACUUCAAAUUGAAAGCUCUUUGGUUCGUGACCUGUUGUGGCAUGACUGUGUUCACAAACUUAAGUCCCAUCAAGACCGAGGACUUGUUCCAAAUCAACAUUGGUGGAAUCCUCUCCUUGAUCAUUGGAUUUAUUGGAUUUAGAUACUUGAAUUCUAAGUUUGUCAUUGACUCUUACAUCAAGCAAUUGAUUGCCUGGCAAAGUGUGUGUGUUGUGGUGAUGUUAGCAAGUGCCAAUGUGGCAAUUUCUUCUUUACAGAACCGUACGGGGUUACCAUUAGCAAGUCAGGUUACCAGUUGGAUCACAUUUGUCGUCUCAUUGGUGGUGAUUCCUGCUCUAUUUGCCAUCAAACCUACCUCAAACUACGAAGUUAGGCUCCUAGUGAUAUUCUUGGCGUUUGUUCCUACAUUUAUAAUCUUGACCAUCUCGUUUGAGUUGUUAUUUUACAUCGGAUACUCGGUUAUUUUACUCGAAUGGCUUGUUAUCGAGAAAGAACUAAAGGCUUCCAGAACCAGCCAGUGGGGCCAAAGUAUUAGAGUCACCAUCAUUGGCUUUUUCUACUUGCAAUUGGCAUUCUUUGGAACUGGAAACAUUGCAUCCAUUUCUUCCUUCUCUUUGGAUUCGGUAUACAGAUUGAUUCCCGUGUUCGAUCCUUUCCCCAUGGGAGCAUUGCUUAUGGUCAAGUUGAUCAUCCCAUACAUUUUACUUUCCACUUGUUUGGGAAUAAUGAACUACCAGUUAGAUAUUGAAAAGUUCACGAUUUCCACCUUAAUCAUCAGUACCAGUGACAUUUUAUCGUUGAACUUCUUCUUUUUGGUCAAAACAGAAGGUAGUUGGUUGGACAUAGGAACCACCAUUUCGAAUUACGUGUUGGCGAUGUUAAGCUCGUUGUUUAUGUUAAUUCUAGAGCUCGUGAGCUCGGUAGUGUUGAAGGGGGUCGAGUUUACCGAGAGAGAAAAGGGUGUCAAGCCCACCAAAAGGGCACGUAAGAGCCCCACUGCCGCCACCAGCUCGGCCACCACCAGCUCGGUGCCGGUACGCAACUUAAGACCUAGGAAACCCAAGCCGGUUGACUAAUUACACAUACUAGUUAUCUAGAUGACUCACUAAAAACCAUAUCUCAUUCUCAUUUUCUC
Molecule: messenger RNA, 3007 nt
Organism: Yamadazyma tenuis ATCC 10573
Lineage: Eukaryota; Fungi; Ascomycota; Pichiomycetes; Serinales; Debaryomycetaceae
Gene: MCD4
Product: mannose-ethanolamine phosphotransferase
Biological process (GO): GPI anchor biosynthetic process
Cellular component (GO): endoplasmic reticulum membrane
Molecular function (GO): mannose-ethanolamine phosphotransferase activity
Source: RefSeq, a predicted model, not a curated record